UUCGUUGAUGUUGGCAAAUUUUGUGUUUCGUGAUCCGUUUAAGCAUUGUACAAACAUAGAUCAUAAUUGAACUUUACUUUACCUACUUGUCCAAUCAAUCAUGACAACAAUAGCGCACUAUUUAUUUUAACAUGUUUGUUUUGAUCCGUCCCAUUGUUUUAUGAUUUUAUUUUUACUCAUCCACAACACACACUGAUUCUCAUUAUGACUCGCAAACGACGAGCAAAGGCUGAAACCAAUUAUCACCCAAUCAAUUGGCAGCCGUCGACGUACGAUGCGGACGAGUCGGACUUAGAGGAAUGGUUCGAAAUGCCUCGUCCGUUGCUCUCGACGCAUCCUAACUACCCGCUAGAGGAGUUAGAGCUGGACCUCGAAGAGACUUUGUCGACCAUUCGGGAGCAAAGGACUUCGGGGGUGAUGAUGCCAGCAGACGUCAUAAAAAUCAAGCGUAUAAUUUAUAUCUUCAUGCGUGACAUGAACAUCGUCACAUGCGAUGCAAAUUCUCGCUAUUUGCCCCCCAGCGCGACAUGCGAAUACAGGGCGCCGGAAUCAGAACCAGAGGAAGAGAUCGAGUUGAUCAUACCUAGUUCCGAUUCCGAAGACUACGAAAUGUCCUUCAGCGAGCCCGAAUCUGAUUCGGAAGACCUGCUUCAGGUAGAAAUGGGAACAAAAAGGAGCCCAGUGUCACGCUAUUCUUCCGGUUACUUUUCCCCCGAAUUUGACACCAGUAAGUCGGUGCUUCAUUCAUCGAAAUUUCCCCGAGACUUACCUGGUGAAGCUUUCCUUACUUCCAAACAACAAACUUCGAACCCCGAAUCCCUCCGAAAGCAGACCCGGUCGUUCAAGAUCCGGAAAAAGGCCAACCUAAAUCUUCGAGCGGAACCUACGGCCAAAGAACUGUGCAGCGAAAACCUACUUCGAUUUUUGGAACCCAUCCCUUCUUCAAACAAUCCCAGUUCCGGACGCACACCUGGAACCCCCCAAAAGGUAUAUUCUUUCAAUAAAAAGAAAAAGAAAUACUUCUAAA
This is a messenger RNA of Aedes albopictus (Asian tiger mosquito), 1027 nucleotides long. RefSeq lists its product as uncharacterized. Lineage: Eukaryota; Metazoa; Arthropoda; Insecta; Diptera; Culicidae. The record is from RefSeq and is a predicted model, not a curated record. The transcript has 2 exons. Bases 205 to 1026 code for a protein of 273 amino acids.